AUGGCUACAGUCAACAUCCCCGUGGAGCCGCCCAAGAGACGCCGCAUUGGUGUCUUGACCUCUGGUGGUGAUGCUCCUGGUAUGAACGGUGCCGUGCGGGCUGUCGUCCGUAUGGCCAUCCACUCUGACUGCGAAGCUUAUGCGGUCUUCGAGGGUUACGAAGGAUUGGUGAAUGGCGGUGACAUGAUCCGUCAGCUUCACUGGGAAGAUGUCCGCGGUUGGCUUUCCCAGGGAGGUACUCUCAUCGGGUCUGCCCGAUGCAUGGCCUUCCGUGAACGCCCUGGUCGUCUCAAGGCGGCUAAGAACAUGGUCCUCCGUGGUAUCGAUGCUUUGGUGGUUUGCGGUGGUGAUGGUAGUUUGACUGGUGCCGAUGUCUUCCGAUCGGAAUGGCCCGGUCUGUUGAAGGAGCUGAUCGAGACGGGCGAAUUGACAGAGGAGCAGGUCAAGCCAUACAAGGUGCUGAACAUUGUUGGUCUGGUAGGAUCGAUCGAUAACGACAUGUCGGGUACCGACGCUACCAUUGGUUGCUACUCAUCCUUGACUCGUAUCUGUGACGCCGUUGACGAUGUGUUCGACACCGCGUUUUCUCACCAAAGAGGUUUCGUCAUUGAGGUUAUGGGAAGACACUGUGGAUGGCUGGCACUGAUGUCUGCCAUCAGUACCGGUGCUGACUGGCUUUUCAUUCCUGAGAUGCCUCCCCGUGAUGGCUGGGAGGAUUCCAUGUGUGACAUCAUCACCAAGAACCGCAAAGAGCGAGGAAAGCGACGGACAAUUGUUAUUGUGGCCGAGGGAGCCCAGGACAGUCAUCUCAACAAGAUUUCGAGUAACAAAAUCAAGGACAUCCUCACCACGCGCCUGGGUCUGGACACUAGAACUACCGUCCUGGGUCACACCCAGAGAGGAGGUGCAGCCUGCGCCUACGACCGAUGGCUCUCGACUUUGCAGGGUGUGGAAGCCGUUCGCGCUGUUUUGGAUAUGAAGGCCGAAUCUCCCUCGCCCGUCAUCACCAUCCGAGAGAACAAGAUCCUUCGCACACCAUUGAUGGAAGCUGUCCAGGAUACCAAGAACGUCACUCAACACAUCCAUGACAAGGACUUCGCAGCGGCGAUGACCCUUCGUGAUGCCGAAUUCAAGGAAUACCACUUUGCAUACCUCAACACAUCCACUCCCGACCACCCGAAGAUGAUUCUCCCAGAAAACAAGAGAAUGCGCAUCGCUAUUAUCCACGUCGGUGCCCCCGCAGGUGGUAUGAACCAGGCCACUCGCGCAGCGGUCGCUUACUGUCUCACUCGUGGCCACACUCCUCUUGCCAUCCACAAUGGUUUCCCAGGCUUGUGCCGACACCAUGCUGAUAAGCCAGUCGGCUCUGUUCGUGAGAUUGAGUGGCUUGAGUCGGACAGCUGGGUCAACGAGGGUGGUUCGGACAUUGGAACUAACCGUAGCUUGCCUUCGGAAGAUUAUGAGACCACCGCCAAGUGCUUUGAGCAGUACAAGUUUGAUGCUUUGUUCGUGGUUGGUGGUUUCGAAGCAUUCACAGCAGUCAGCCAGCUCCGCCAGGCUCGUGAGAAGUACUCCGCCUUCAAGAUCCCAAUGGUUGUUUUGCCAGCAACCAUCUCCAACAACGUCCCAGGUACCGAGUACUCCUUGGGAAGCGACACCUGCCUUAACACAUUGAUCGACUUCUGUGAUGCGAUCCGACAAUCCGCCUCGUCCUCGCGUCGCCGUGUCUUUGUUGUCGAAACCCAGGGUGGCAAGUCGGGUUACAUUGCCACUACUGCCGGUCUUUCAGUGGGUGCCGUGGCUGUCUAUAUCCCCGAGCAGGGAAUCAACAUCAAGAUGCUUUCUCGCGACAUCGAUUUCUUGCGAGACAACUUCGCUAAGGACAAGGGCGCUAACCGUGCCGGAAAACUUAUCCUUCGCAACGAGUGCGCCUCCAACACUUACGGCACUCAGGUCAUCGCGGAUAUCUUCAAGGAAGAAUCCGAAGGCCGAUUCGAGUCUCGUGCUGCCGUCCCUGGUCACUUCCAGCAGGGUGGCAAGCCUUCGCCGAUGGAUCGUAUUCGCGCUCUGCGCAUGUCGAUCAAGUGUAUGCUGCAUCUUGAAAGCUACGCUGGAAAGACUCCAGAUGAGAUUGCGGCGGACGAAAUGUCCGCAACGGUCAUUGGUAUCAAGGGCUCCCAAGUGCUCUUCUCUGCGAUGGGCGGAGCCGAUGGUUUGGAGGAAACAGAGACUGACUGGACUCGACGUCGCCCCAAGACCGAGUUCUGGCUCGAGUUGCAGGACACAGUCGAUAUCUUAUCAGGACGAGCCACCGCUGGCGGUGAAAAAGAAACGUGGUCAUGCUAUGAGGGCAGUACGUCAUCGUGA
Messenger RNA from Aspergillus wentii DTO 134E9, 2367 nucleotides. RefSeq names its product ATP-dependent 6-phosphofructokinase. The transcript is spliced from 3 exons. The record is from RefSeq and is a predicted model, not a curated record. Gene Ontology annotation, molecular function: 6-phosphofructokinase activity; ATP binding; fructose-6-phosphate binding. Gene Ontology annotation, biological process: canonical glycolysis; fructose 1,6-bisphosphate metabolic process; fructose 6-phosphate metabolic process. Gene Ontology annotation, cellular component: mitochondrion; 6-phosphofructokinase complex; cytoplasm. Bases 1 to 2367 code for a protein of 788 amino acids. Lineage: Eukaryota; Fungi; Ascomycota; Eurotiomycetes; Eurotiales; Aspergillaceae.